AUGAACAUCCUCCAUUCCACCCUCUCAACCUGGCGGGAUCGCCUGGCCCCCGUCUCGCGCACCUCCACCUUCCGCACCACCGGUCAAAUCACCCCAGAAGAGUUCGUCCUCGCCGGCGACUACCUCGUCUACAAGUUCCCGUCAUGGUCGUGGGCCGACGCCUCCUCGCCCGCCAAGCGCGUCUCCUACCUGCCCCCCGGGAAGCAGUUCCUGGUCACCCGCGGCGUGCCCUGCCACCGGCGGCUGAACGAGAACUUCGCGGGCGAUGCGGGCCACGAGGACGAGAUCGUCAGAGAUAUGCUUGCCGGGGAUGAUGGAGACGGGUGGCUACGUACGGGCGGAGGACGCGAUCUCGCAGAGGGCCACGCUGAUCGGACGGGGGAUGUCCGCACCGUCGACGAGGCGGGCAAUAUCGGGGAGCGAGAGGAGGGGGACGACGAGGAGGAGGAGGAGAUCCCUGAUAUGGAGGAUGAGGAUGAUGACGAGGAGGCAAUCAUUCGUGAGCCGGCGGGCACGUCGAGUACAACCCAACCCAUCCGCACCUACAACCUCUAUAUCACAUACUCCAACUUCUACCGCACCCCACGCCUCUACCUCUCCGGCUACCUCUCCCCCUCCGAGCCCCUCCCCCCACACCUCAUGAUGGAAGACAUCGUCGGCGACUACAAAGACAAAACCGUCACCCUCGAGGACUUCCCCUGGUUCGACGGCGGCGUCAAGAUGGCCACCGUGCACCCCUGCCGCCACGCCUCCGUCAUGAAGACCCUGCUCGACCGCGCCGACGCCGCCCUCAAGAUCCGCCGCGACAAGCUCAAGCAGGCACAUUCGCCCGCCGAGGCGUCGCGCAUCUCCGCUGAGCGCGGCCUGGAGGGCCUCGUCGAUGAAACCCGGGGGUUGUCGCUGGGCGAGCAGCAGCAGCAGGGCGGUGGCGGCAGCGGCGGCGAUGAGUGGGAGGUUCUGCAGCAUGAUGAGGAGGAUCAGGUGGCUAUCCGCGUGGACCAGUAUCUGGUUGUGUUUUUGAAGUUUAUUGCUAGUGUGACGCCCGGGAUUGAACAUGACUUCACCAUGGGUGUAUAA
Molecule: messenger RNA, 1077 nt
Organism: Aspergillus clavatus NRRL 1
Lineage: Eukaryota; Fungi; Ascomycota; Eurotiomycetes; Eurotiales; Aspergillaceae
Product: ATG3/ATG10 family protein
Exons: 2
Coding region: 1-1077 (358 amino acids)
Biological process (GO): autophagy of mitochondrion; autophagosome assembly; nucleophagy
Cellular component (GO): cytosol; cytoplasmic ubiquitin ligase complex
Molecular function (GO): Atg8-family ligase activity
Source: RefSeq, a predicted model, not a curated record